This is a messenger RNA of Hypomesus transpacificus, 450 nucleotides long. It is a transcript of the gene apnl, whose product is annotated as actinoporin-like protein. Lineage: Eukaryota; Metazoa; Chordata; Actinopteri; Osmeriformes; Osmeridae. Gene Ontology annotation, cellular component: pore complex. The record is from RefSeq and is a predicted model, not a curated record. Gene Ontology annotation, molecular function: channel activity. Gene Ontology annotation, biological process: cytolysis in another organism; monoatomic cation transport; pore complex assembly.
AUGGGCGUAAACAACAGGAGGAACGUCACCAUGGAGAUCACCAAUCUCACCAACGACUACUGUCUAAUCAACCCCAAGGUAUUCCUGGAGAGUAGGGACACCUACACCCCCUCUCAGCCCCGAGUGAGGUCAUCAACAGGCUGUGUUGGUGUUCUGACCUAUGACCUUUUAACUAAUAACAACUACAUGGAGACCGUAGCCAUCAUGUUCUCUGCGCCCUGGGACUACAACCUGUACAAGAAUUGGUUUACCGUGGGUAUCCAUGACAAGAGUGGUGACUGUGAUAAGACUUUUUUAAAGAGAUGAGACUAUGAGAAGAACCAGAAGGGUUUUGUCAGGGAGGAAGCCAGUGGAUCAGGGUUAACAGUGGGGAAGUACCUGGAGGUGAAGGCCACCCUGUCUCCCAAGGGCGAGGCCAUCAUGGAAGUGGAGCUGUGGGACAAGUCUUAA